Molecule: messenger RNA, 2004 nt
Organism: Trichoderma aggressivum f. europaeum
Lineage: Eukaryota; Fungi; Ascomycota; Sordariomycetes; Hypocreales; Hypocreaceae
Exons: 3
Coding region: 1-2004 (667 amino acids)
Source: RefSeq, a predicted model, not a curated record
AUGGAUAAUUACGCCAUGACUGGGCAGUAUAGCCAUCAUAGCUCUAACAAUGACCAUGAGUCCAAUAAUAUUGUGUUGCAGACCAGCGGGGAUAUGGGCCUGUUCCUCACGCCAUCUCUUGCUGAAGACGAUAUCAUAAUGUCUCCUGCUAAUGGGCAACACCAAUACCCUAUAUCCGGCAAUGAGCCCCUUGCCCCAAACAACUGGGCACCACCUCCCCACCCGGCUCACCAAGCUGAGAUGGCAGGAUCUCUUAAUGAAGUCGAUGGUCUAUUCGACAACCAACCCGCUGGGGAUGCGGCCUAUGCUUCUCCCGAUGUUCUUUCUACGGCCGUUGAUGGAGCCCAGGAUACGCCGUCCCAUGUUCUCGCCAACACACCUGCAACCGCCAACGGGCAGCCUCCCGGCCAACGCAGGUCCCGUGCACGGCCGCUGGAUCCUCAACUUUGGGAGCAUCACAAAGCCAACAUCUAUUCUUACUAUAUAGAACAAGACUGUGCUUUAUCGGCAACUAUGGACCUAAUGCAAGCAAACUACCAGUUUCAAGCAACAGAGAAGAUGUAUAAAUACAGGUUCAAAAAAUGGAAGUGGUCCAAGAAUCCGCCAAGAGUCAUAGCUGCGAGUAUGCUCGACAUUGCCGAGCAGAGGCAGCCCGUCGAGCGGAUAAAGAAGCUGCAGAGCAGACAUUCCGCUGAAGACUCGUUUAUACAGGAGGGCUCUUCUAUACAUGACGAAUUCACCUACCGGACACCAACACCACCAUCUUCCGGCGUUAUCGUUACCGCCGCCGAGAGCGUCUUCGAGAACUUGCAGGGCACUGAUGGUGAUCUGGAUAUGGCCGGUGCAGCCACUGCCGAUACGUGCACCCAGGACUUGCGCAAGUUCCUGGACGAAGGCUUUUGUCGCACCAAUGCUACUCCAGAAGAGCUCUAUUCCCGCGUUCAAGAAGCUGUGAAAGCGAUCGGGGAAGGUACCUGUAAUCACGAAGAGGCGGGAUCAGCCUUCAGAGCUGCAUUUUCCUACUACAGACACCACUGGUCUCCAACCCACAGCAAAACGCUAGAGAUUGGCUAUUUUCUGGCCACUUUCUACGUCAAAACAGGGCGUGUCAAUGAUGCCCAUUGCAUUCUUGACUGGAUGACCAAAGAGCACUGUGAUGACACCAAGUCUUGCCACGCCGGGACUAUAACCCAUUUGAUCAGUACUAUAGGCAUCCUUCGCCAAACACGAAGGGACAAAGAGGCAAACAUGCUUACAAUUCAACUCUUGAAACAUCAUCAAGCUCCAGAGGCGGGUCAUUUCCUCCUGCAAAGCCCUUCUGACCCUUCUGGGCCUUGUGCUGGGUCGAAUGAGAUGAUUGAGGACCUCAUAGCAUCGAGCGAACCCGAGAAGCUCGCGGCCAUGUCAACUAUUUUGGAACGCCUUUCAACCGAUUCCAAGAACCAUCAGCUACUCCAAGAUCUACUCCCUCGUUAUGUACAGAAGUGCGAUGGCCAACCGACGCUUGAGAAUCAAGCCAUCCACUCUGGAUGCAUUUUGGCGGCAGCAUUAGUUACGAGUGCUCAAUAUGCGAGGGCUAUAAACACUCUCAAGGAGGCAGAGCGGCUCUUGAAUCCGUUCUUGAAUGGGAACAAUGAAUCCCAGUGCCCAUUGGAGCCCUCAACGCUCACACUGGCUCGGCGUCUUGCUUUUACAUAUGCCGAUGCAAACGAUCCAAAUGCAUGCUUGAGAGUAUUAAGCACCACAUUAGAGCAUAUCGUCUUUGAUGAACUCAUGGAUGUUGGCACUGGCUACGGCCUUGCGGUGUGCGAUUUCCUCAUGUCGACGGCAUCUGAACUCCAUGAAAAGGGUUUCUGUAAACGAAGCGGUGGUUGGAUGAACCAAGCUCUCCUAAAAUCUCAAACCAUAUUUGGGGAUGAUCAUGAAUGUACGAAGCGGAUACAAGAAGUAAUGACUACUUGCGAUAUGGAUAUUUAUUUUGGUGGUCCACCUGGGACUUGUUAG